UAUUAUUAUUUCCACCAAAGCCACAAAAAAAAAUUCACGGUCCUUGCUUUUCAGUAAAGCUAAUGCUUACGACUCUAUCAAACCUCUCACUUUUUCUUCUUCAUCCAAUCUUCUUCUGUCUUCCGACAAGACAACCUUCUCAUACUUGGAUUCCGAUACAACAAUUAGUUUAAUCCAACGAUCCAACUACGGGACAAUGACAAGGGUGACACGAGAUUUCAGGGAUUCAUUACACAAAGAAGUGGUUCCAGCAGCAGCAGUAUCAGCAGAUGUGAGAUUCGCAUCAAGUAGAUUCCCAAAUUAUAGAAUUGGGGCUAAUGACCAGAUCUUUGAUGUGAAAGAUGACCCUAAAGUGUUGUCAAUGAAAGAGGUUGUUGCCCGUGAGACAGCGCAGCUCAUGGACCAGCAAAAGCGUAUGUCUGUUCGCGACCUCGCCAAUAAAUUCGAGAAAGGCUUGGCUGCUGCUGCUAAGCUCUCCGAGGAGGCGAAACUCAAAGAAGCAACAUCCUUGGAGAAACAUGUUCUUUUAAAGAAACUUCGAGAUGCAUUGGAGUCUCUGAGAGGACGUGUUGCCGGUAGAAAUAAGGAUGACGUUGAGGAAGCCAUUGCCAUGGUCGAAGCUCUAGCUGUUCAGUUGACUCAGCGUGAAGGAGAGCUGUUCAUAGAAAAAGCCGAAGUGAAGAAGCUGGCCUCUUUUUUGAAGCAGGCCUCAGAGGAUGCUAAGAAAAUAGUGGACGAGGAAAGAGCUUUUGCGCGUGCUGAGAUUGAAAGUGCAAGAGCAGCUGUUCAAAGAGUGGAAGAAGCUCUGCGAGAACAUGAACAGAUGUCUAGAGCCUCUGGGAAGCAGGACAUGGAAGAUUUAAUGAAAGAGGUUCAAGAAGCUAGGCGGAUUAAAAUGCUGCAUCAGCCCAGCAAGGUAAUGGAUAUGGAAUAUGAGCUCCGAGCAUUGAGGAACCAGCUUGCAGAGAAAUCCAAACAUUUUCUUCAACUUAAAAAGAAGCUGGCACUGUGCAGAAAGAGCGAGGAAAAUGUAUCACUUUUAUACGAAAUAGAUGGCAAUGAAGCUCUAGGUUCUUGCUUACGGGUCAGACCUUGCUCUGAUGAAGCUCCUGAUCUUUCAAAAUGUACGAUCCAGUGGUACCGUUCAUCUUCUGAUGACACCAAGAAGGAGCUUAUAUCAGGUGCCACAAAAUCAGUUUACGCUCCUGAGCCUUUUGACGUUGGACGAGCCUUGCAUGCUGAUAUCAUUUACAAUGGCCACACGCUUUCAUUAUCCACCGUGGGAAAGAUCGAUCCAGCUGCUGGACUGGGUAGCUAUGUGGAGGCAUUAGUACGAAAACACGAUGUUGAUUUCAAUGUAGUAGUGACGCAAAUGAGUGGGGAAGACCAUACAUCAGAAUCUAUCCACUUGUUUCACGUUGGUAAAAUGAGGAUAAAACUUUGCAAGGGAAAGACGGUGAUUGCUAAAGAGUAUUACUCUAGUGCUAUGCAGCUAUGUGGAGUGAGAGGAGGUGGGAACGCGGCAGCUCAGGCAGUGUAUUGGCAGGCAAAGAAAGGAGUGUCCUUUGUGGUUGCUUUUGAAUCUGAGAGAGAAAGAAACGCUGCCAUCAUGCUUGCACGCAGAUUCGCUUGUGAUUGCAAUGUGACGCUUGCUGGCCCAGAGGACAGAACCGAGACGAGUCCUAACUGAGAGGUUUAUGUUUUUGUAGUUUAUAUAUAAUAUAGGGGGUUUAGGGAUUUGUUUGAAUUGAAGUUUCUUGUCUGUUUUGUGUGUAAAAAAGAAGGAAUCAGAGAAGAUGUAUCUUUUUAUAUAACGGAUGUGGUUUGUUUUGUUUACAAUUGAGGAGCAUAACGGAUGUGUUUUUUUCUUA
This is a messenger RNA of Brassica oleracea var. oleracea, 1871 nucleotides long. Its product is annotated as stomatal closure-related actin-binding protein 1. Gene Ontology annotation, molecular function: actin binding. The record is from RefSeq and is a predicted model, not a curated record. Lineage: Eukaryota; Viridiplantae; Streptophyta; Magnoliopsida; Brassicales; Brassicaceae. Gene Ontology annotation, biological process: actin filament organization; regulation of stomatal movement. Bases 197 to 1690 code for a protein of 497 amino acids. The transcript is spliced from 13 exons.